Messenger RNA from Eufriesea mexicana, 682 nucleotides. Its product is annotated as mitochondrial import inner membrane translocase subunit Tim22. The transcript has 4 exons. Gene Ontology annotation, cellular component: TIM22 mitochondrial import inner membrane insertion complex. Gene Ontology annotation, molecular function: transmembrane protein transporter activity. Gene Ontology annotation, biological process: protein insertion into mitochondrial inner membrane. The coding region runs from base 12 to 596 and encodes 194 amino acids. Lineage: Eukaryota; Metazoa; Arthropoda; Insecta; Hymenoptera; Apidae. The record is from RefSeq and is a predicted model, not a curated record.
CUGGAAUAAACAUGUUUAACAUUAAUACAUCCAAAUCAUCAACAUCAGUAUUGGAAGCAAGUGAAAAUAAAAACAUAAGUGACGUGGAUUUGGAUAACAUAGCUCUUUAUUUCAUUAGCACUCAACAAAGAUUUAGAGAAAAUAUCAUAAUUCCAAGAACUGUGGGUCCUGUACAAAGUAAAACUAAUGAAGAAAAAUUAAUAGAAAGUGCAAUGGAAAGUUGCAUUUUCAAAAGUAUUGCAAGUUGCAUUAUAGGGUAUGGAUUAGGAGCUGCAAUAGGAUUAUUUUCAUCUAGCGUGAAUCCAAAUGUAGCCACUGUUGAAAAACAGCAAACUGUCCGUGAAGUAUUUAGAGAAAUGAAAACUACCACAUUAAGUUACGCAAAAAAUUUUGCUGUACUUGGUUGUGUAUUUACAGCAAUUGAAUGUACAAUAGAGUCGUAUAGAGGAAAAAGUGAUUGGAAGAAUGGUACAUAUGCUGGUGGUUUAACAGGUGGAAUAAUAGGACUAAGAGCUGGUAUAAAAGCAGGUUUAAUUGGAGCAGCAGGUUUUGCAGCAUUUUCCACAGCAAUAGACUAUUAUAUGCAUAAAUCUUAAACAAUGUCAUAAAGUAUAGUAGAUAUAUAUUUGUAUAAAAAAAGGUAUAAAACACGAUCUAAGUAUACCUGUACAAUACAUAUAAA